CUUAAUAUUGCCGGUCCUAGUACAAAUAUCCGUCCUAAUACAUCUUAAGUUUGCCUUCCAAGCUAAGCCAAGAAUUUGGCAAUUUCUAGAGGAAACUAAAGAGUGACUUGGUCAAGGAACAAUUUUAUCUGUCUUAUGAGGAUUCCCUCUAUUUCAUCAAACUUAGAUUUCAUGCUGCCCUGAUUAUCAAAAGCCGAACUCAACAAAGUACAAAGACGUAACUACAACUCGUAGAUAUAGUCUAGAGACCUCCUCAAAUAUUCUCUCAUUGGAUACUUUAUACUACUCUCACUCUUAUAAAUACAUUGCUUCAUAGCAUGACUCAAAGUGGAGAAGCAUAAGUGCAUGAAAAUCUCCCCUAAAAUGGGUCAAAGCAAUGCAGUUGAGCACUAGCAUCAGAGAACUAAAUUAUAAGGAAGAGAUAGUACUAUAGGUUUCGAGAAAGAUGGUUAAGAAGAGAAAAGGAAGUGAGGAGGAAGAGGAGAAAGAAAGCAGUACUAAUGAUGGAAACAUGGGUUGGGGCCAGGUUAUGGAGGCAGCUUCAGCAGCAUCAGCAGCACUAUGCGAAACUAGGAGAGCAAGAAAACGAUAUGUUGGUGUUCGCCAACGGCCUUCAGGGAGAUGGGUGGCGGAGAUCAAAGACACAAUACAGAAGAUAAGACUGUGGUUAGGCACUUAUGAUACUGCUGAGGAGGCUGCAAGAGCUUAUGAUGAAGCAGCUUGUCUGCUCCGCGGUGCUAAUACUCGAACAAACUUUUGGCCUUGUUCGCCAUCUCCUAAUUCAAGGCCAGCUCUUCCCUCAAGGAUCGCUAAUCUUCUCCUUCUUAGACUUAAAGCUAGAAAUAAUGCCUGUGCUACAAUGUCUUCCUCUCUCCCCACUAACCAAGUACAAGAGCAAGCAAUACAAGCAAAAGACAACAUGUUUGAUAGCUUCUUCAAUGUGCAAGAAUAUUGCAACGUGAAUGAAGAUAGUGAUAAUGUAAGCAACAUGGUUAGUGAUAUAACAACGAGUGAUUACAUGACUGAGAGUUUCGAAUCAAAUUUCCCGGGAACUAAUGACCGUGAUCAUCCGGGAGCUUCCGGUACUUUUGAAAAUGAUAGUAUUAGUUUUGAUGAUACUAAUCAUUGUGAAGGGAAGAAAGAGAAAGAAGAAGAGGAGGAAGACUUGAAUACAGGGCUCGUGGAUCUUCGGUUCGUGGAUAUGGUUGAAUCAUCUACUUAUUUCUAUCCAUUUGAGAUUGCAGAAGAAAUGGUGGAUCCGAUGGAUAUGGAGAAUUCUGAUCACCAUGAGUCGUCAAUACUCGGAGGGACCAUGAAGAGGAUGAUGUAUGAGCGCAAGUUCUCAGCUUCACUUUACGCCUUCCAUGGAAUAUCCGAAUGUAUGAAGCUGAAGCUUGGUUCUGAGUUGGCAGAAGGAGAAGAACGGUCAGGACAACUAUCUAAACUUCAAAAUAACUCUAACAAUGAAGAGGAAAAGAGGAAGGAAGAUGAUAUUUUUCAGGAAGGAGUGCAAGAACAGAUUGGAGUUCUACAAUCACCAACAGGAAUAGAGUCUUUGAGCUCAGAAAGUGGUGAACUUUAUCUUUGGAGCAAGCUCAAUCUUCUCCUAUCUUCUUUAUAACAGAUAAAAUGACCCCCUAAAUAGAUUAUUCUUUUAUAAUGUACUAGUUUCUGCCAGAUUUUUUAAUUUUCCAUCAAGCAAGAAAAUUGAUAAUAAUAAUAAUAGUUCUCUGCUGAGCAACUAC
Ziziphus jujuba (common jujube) is the source of this 1745-nucleotide messenger RNA. RefSeq names its product ethylene-responsive transcription factor ERN1. Bases 446 to 1621 code for a protein of 391 amino acids. Lineage: Eukaryota; Viridiplantae; Streptophyta; Magnoliopsida; Rosales; Rhamnaceae. Gene Ontology annotation, biological process: regulation of DNA-templated transcription. The record is from RefSeq and is a predicted model, not a curated record. The transcript has a single exon. Gene Ontology annotation, molecular function: DNA-binding transcription factor activity; DNA binding.